AUGGGAAUGUCUCAAGUAAUAUGGUGCUUAGCUGGAUCGUUGAUCAGUCAACGAUUUUAUGCAAAAGAAGUUCGAUUUGGUCCUGAUGUAAGAUCAUUGAUGUUGCAAGGAGUUGACAUACUUGCAGAUGCUGUGGCUAUUACGAUGGGGCCUAAAGGUCGAAACGUUAUUGUGGAACAGACUUUUGGGCCACCUAAAAUUACUAAAGAUGGUGUAACUGUUGCUAGAGGUAUUGAACUUAAAGAUAAAUUUCAAAACAUAGGUGCUAAAUUAGUACAAAAUGUGGCAAGUAAAACAAAUGAAGAAGCUGGGGAUGGGACAACUACAGCAACAGUUUUAGCAAGAGCCAUCGCUCGUGAAGGUUUUGAAAGUAUUUCAAAGGGAGCUAAUCCUAUAGAGAUACGAAAAGGCGUUAUUGUUGCCGUUGAAGCUGUAACCAAUCAUUUAAAAACCUUAUCAAAACCGGUGAACACUACGGAUGAAAUAGAACAAGUAGCAACAAUUUCUGCAAAUGGAGAUAGAUCAAUAGGAAAAUUAAUCGCUGAGGCUAUGAAUAAAGUUGGCAAGGAUGGAGUUAUUACUGUCAAAGAUGGUAAAACAUUGGAUGAUGAAUUAGAAAUUAUUGAAGGCAUGCAAUUUGAAAAAGGGUACAUAUCUCCCUAUUUUAUAAAUUCUACCAAAGGUCCAAAGGUGGAAUAUAACAAUGCCUUAGUUUUGUAUUCAGAGAAAAAAAUAUUUAAUGCUAAUCAGCUUGUACCGGCGCUCGAGAUAGCUAAUGCCCAUAAGAAGCCUCUUAUUAUUAUAGCUGAGGAUUAUGACGGAGAGCCGCUAUCGGUCUUAGUAGUUAAUAAAUUGAAAAUUGGACUGCAAGUUGCAGCUGUAAAAGCUCCUGGAUUUGGUGAAUAUCGAAAAAACGCUUUAAUAGAUAUGGCCAUUGCCACGGGAGGUGUAAUUUUUGAAGAUGAUGCAAAUUUACUUCGACUUGAAGACUGCACAUUAGAAAGUCUUGGCAAAGUUGAAGAAGUUAUUAUAACCAAAGACACUACAUUAUUGCUUAAGGGACAAGGAGAUAAAGAUGAAAUAAAACAAAGAAUUGAACUAGUUCAAGCAGAAUAUGAAGAAUGUAAAAAUGCCCAAGAAAAGGACAAAUUACAGAGACGCUUGUCACGAUUAAAGUCAGGUAUAGCAGUUCUAAAAAUUGGUGGUUGCAGUGAAGUGGAAGUAAAUGAAAAAAAAGAAAGAGUAAACGAUGCCCUUAAUGCAACGCGGGCAGCAGUCUCUGAAGGAAUUGUUCCUGGAGGUGGUGCGGCACUUUUGAGGUGUAUUCCAAUGCUUUCCAAUUUAAAAACAGCCAAUGCAGAUCAACAAAAAGGAGUCGAGAUUGUAAAAAAGGCAUUACGAACUCCCUGUGUGACUAUCGCAAGUAAUGCGGGAUAUGAUGGUUCAGUAGUUGUAUCGAAACUGGAAAGCAUGGAUGAUGUAAAUUAUGGUUAUGAUGCUUUAAAUAAUACUUACGUGAAUAUGAUAGAAAAGGGUAUAAUUGAUCCCACUAAGGUGGUUCGAAGAGCGUUAACUGAUGCAAGUGGAGUUGCAUCUUUAUUAACUACUGCUGAAGCUGUUAUUUGUGAAUUGCCUGUACCAAAUGAACUUUUGCCAAAAAGACUUGGACCUGAUACACCAGGUGUAACUAUUUAUUAG
This is a messenger RNA of Zerene cesonia (dogface butterfly), 1698 nucleotides long. Its product is annotated as 63 kDa chaperonin, mitochondrial-like. The transcript has 2 exons. Bases 1 to 1698 code for a protein of 565 amino acids. The record is from RefSeq and is a predicted model, not a curated record. Lineage: Eukaryota; Metazoa; Arthropoda; Insecta; Lepidoptera; Pieridae. Gene Ontology annotation, molecular function: ATP-dependent protein folding chaperone; protein-folding chaperone binding; ATP binding. Gene Ontology annotation, biological process: protein import into mitochondrial intermembrane space; protein refolding; mitochondrial unfolded protein response. Gene Ontology annotation, cellular component: mitochondrial matrix; mitochondrial inner membrane.